UGCCAAGGCAACAGCUGUCCUUUUACAAACCUGAGUAAUAGUUACACGACAAAAAGCGUAGCUUGAAAUUAUCCUUUCACUAAAUUUACGCAGUGGCAUUGAGUAAGCGUAUGAAUCUCUUUCUUACUUGCUCCAAAUGCUAUUUUGUUUUUAUACAUUUUAAGGUGAAACUAGUAGGAGAAAAUGGCAGGAGAGAAAUGCGUGUUUGAGCAGGCUUUUUCUUUCAGUCCUCUUCCCACUAAGAGCUUCUCUUUCCAGCAGGAUAAGGACACUCUGACGCUGUUGAUGAAAUGGUGACGUCCAUGCUGGGGAGGCUUUCAGCUCAGACUUACAGCUUUGACAGUAACUUCCACCCUUACAGCUGUGAAACGUUUGCUUUGCAUUUCUUCAAAGACCCUGAGGUGAUUCCCAGUCUAAGAAAUAUGAAGGCCAGAGUCUGGGUGCCUCUUGAUAACCCGGUAGUGUCUGUCAGUGUAGAGCUUGUGCCCUGUACUAAGAUCUCCAUGGAGUUGUUUGAUCCAAUCUACUCUUGCGGCAUCCUGAGACCCUCUGGUCAUGUAGUUAAAUGCAUUCAUGAUAUCUACCCUGACUACGAUGAACUUCGACAGAUGUUGCAAGAAGUGGACUUUGAGCACUACUAUGCUGUUGGGAAGAUGGAGCGGGAAGAGUUUUUGUUUUGCCUCUUCAAGCACCUGUGUCUUGGCGGAGAGCUCUGCCAGUAUGAGGACACCAUUGAUCCCUACAUCAGCACCACAAAGAAAAUAUACAAAGACCUGAUAAGUGUGCAAAAGGAUGCAGAAACAAAGAAGAUCAGCGUGCUGUCCACCGUGCUCAAAGUCAGUGCCUAUGAUGAGUCUGGGCUAUGUUUUCCUGGAACUCGAGAGGAGGACCAGACAUUUGCCUAUUUGAUUGUGGAUCCUGUAAAGCGAAAUGUGACUUUGUUUUACCACAUCUACGGAGUGGGAAACUUCACACUUUAAGAGCUAGAAGAGGAAGACGAGUCCAAAGGUUUCACCAGCUUAAGAAUUAAAUAUUGUUUGGUCCAAUGAAACUGCUUCCAGGUUAGACUCUCUGCCUUUUUUCCCCAUUUAUGACUACAAGUAGUAUUUUCAAAUUCUAGUUUUGGCUAUUAUAGAAUGAGGCCAUACAGUGCCUUGCAAAAUUAUUGGCAUCCUUCCAGUUCCUCAGCCAGAAAUUUGAAAAAUGGCUGCAGGCCCUUAAUAAGCACAAUAGGAAUGCGUGCUCAACAUAACAUUUUUUUUUAUAUAUUUUUUUUUAAGUGUACUAACCUGUCAGUGACUACUUGACUAAGAAUAAAAAUAACUUCUAUUAGAAAAA
This is a messenger RNA of Girardinichthys multiradiatus, 1338 nucleotides long. RefSeq names its product cilia and flagella associated protein 300 (gene cfap300). Lineage: Eukaryota; Metazoa; Chordata; Actinopteri; Cyprinodontiformes; Goodeidae. The transcript has 7 exons. The record is from RefSeq and is a predicted model, not a curated record. Bases 291 to 980 code for a protein of 229 amino acids.